Molecule: messenger RNA, 607 nt
Organism: Delphinapterus leucas (beluga whale)
Lineage: Eukaryota; Metazoa; Chordata; Mammalia; Artiodactyla; Monodontidae
Source: RefSeq, a predicted model, not a curated record
AUGGAAACUAGGCCCAGCAACGGUCUUAGCAGCCGAAAGGAGUGUGAAACUCACCCGCAGGGAUUGCUGGUGUUCACCGGCUCUUCGGAUCGCGAUGCCAACUUGGCCAAGCAGUUCUGGAUCGGGGCAUCAAUGUAUCCCCCUAACGAAUCUCAGCUGGUGCUGUCCAGAGGUAGCAGUCAGCGUCUGCGGGUGGCGCGGCCCUCGAAGGGCAGUGCGCUUGAGAGAAGAGAUGUCACUGCUGAAACCCUGAAGAUUCAGGAAUCUGAGGAGAAAAAAAAGUAUCUCCAAAAGGCUAAAAAGAGAGAUGAGAUUAUCCAACUCUUAAAAAAACAAAGAGAAGAAAGGAUCUCGAAAGAACUGGUUUCCCUUCCUUAUAAACCAAAAGCCAAAGUACACAAAGCAAAGAAAGUGAUUUCAGAGUCAGAUAAAGAAGACCAAGAAGAAGUCAAAGCCUUGGACUAAUUUGAUUGACACGUGGGAGAGGAUGGCUCACUUAGAUCUUCACUUUUGAAACAACCUGCUCUUACAUCAGGAUCAUUGGAAUCAGUUAAAUUAGACAAAGAAAUAAAAGUUAAAUAUGCAGCACUUCUAGGAAUUUUACCAG